Encephalitozoon cuniculi GB-M1 is the source of this 726-nucleotide messenger RNA. RefSeq lists its product as uncharacterized. Lineage: Eukaryota; Fungi; Microsporidia; Unikaryonidae. The record is from RefSeq and is marked provisional. Bases 1 to 726 code for a protein of 241 amino acids. The transcript has a single exon.
AUGGAGGCUCCGUUGGAUAAGACAGUUUCCAAGGAGUACAAGAAAUAUCUUGAGGCAGCGUCCCACGUGGUAAGGCUGGACACUCUGGGGCCUUUCUUUUCGCUGAACGAAUAUAACCUAUCUGGAGAAAAGAUUAAAACAUUCUCCAUAGAGCUUAAGGGAGAUGAGUUCUAUGUGAUCGACGGACAUCUCCUGCUAUACAGAAACGGCAUGAUUAGAAUAUACAGAUACGAUGAAAGGUUUAGAUGCACGAGAACAAGGAGCAUGGACCUCCAUCUCCUGACGUUUCUGGUAAAAAAGAAGGCCAUGAACCAGAGAUGCAGAUUCCUGUUCUACAAUAUACUGCUCCACCUCGUGAAGAACAACGAGAGGAAAUAUGACGCAAAGCUCAGGGAAAUAAUGUGCUACAUGUGCGUUGACUGGAUGGUUGAUGUGAAGUUUGGAGAUCGAAUGGUUUUGUGCACAUAUAGAAAUGGGGAGUCGAGGGUUUACAACAGCAGGCUGCAGCUUAUUUCCGAUAGUUUUUCGUGCAGAAGAGAGAAAGGAAUCAUGGAAUGCGGGGCCCAGAAGAUUAGAGUGACGAAGAGCUGUGUCGAAAUAGCCCGUGACGAUUGGUCUUUCAAAAGUCUGAUCUCUAUUGGGGAGGUGGUCCAGUAUAUUGCACUUGGAGACAGCCUGUUCCUUCUCACAAGAGACUCCAUAAAGAUUUUGAGCUUUGAGGAAUGA